UUAUUCUCUUUUCCCAGUUUCUCAAAGUGAAAGGUUACAUUUGCUAGUACAUUGUUAGUGUAGAUUAAAUGCCCUUCAUUGAAGAAUCCCCCAUAUAUUUCAUUCAUCAUCGAGCGCAGCACAAUCGUCACCCACCCCAGCCCAGCCUCGCGCGAUCGUUCGAUCUCUCGACGCUCCAUUAAUCGAGUCUCGCAUUCGAAGGGAAGUCAGUCAGCUGGGGAGGGCGAUGAGGGGGUGAGUGACAAAAAAAAGAGAGAGAAAGAAAGAAAGAAAGAACGAACGAAAGAAAGAAAGCAAGCAAGAAAGAGAAAAACUGCCUCUCUUUCUUCCGACAGAGCACCUCCAUCCCCAUGAUCUCAUGAAUAAAUUAUAGCGACUCAUUGUGCAAUAGAGGGAGGAAUGCAGUCGAGCAGACUCGCGCGCACACAUACACACGCACGCGCGCGCAGGAGCAGCAGCAGAAGCAGCGCGAGAGCAGCCGCGACUCUUUGGAUUUACACAAAAACAUUUCAUUAAAACACUCAAAUGCUGGGAGACGGAACGCUUAGGGUGUUUUAUUCCACAACGUAUGGAUCAUAUAAAUAGAAAUCCGACACUUUCACAAAUAAUAUGAUCCAGUUUUAACGGUUUUAACGUACUCGCGCGGCUUCCGAUUUCUGAGGUAACCGUAGAUAUCCAAGAAAAGACAGAAACGGCUGCGUUUUUAUCCGUUAUAACCCAGCGAGGAUCGAAAUACGUCCUCAUCUUUUGUUUUUGAACAUUACGAGGGGAUUUUCUCACAAGCAAAGCCGAACUCGGAAUCAAAUCCAGCCAACAGAUCAACCUCGGGCAGCCGAAGUGGAAGACUGCCUGCUAGGUUGAGGAGAUUCGGGGUGUCCCAUAGACCCCUAGGUUCCUCCGAUGAACCCCAUCAACUCCAUGAAACCUGCCCUGCCUCCAACGCCACACAGUGACGCCUCUUACCCAUAUGAUCCUGUCCCCUGGCAACAAGGCCCCAAUCAGCCUGCCGGCUCCCUCUCUGUGGUAACCACAGUGUGGGGGGUAACCAAUCCUUCACCCAGCCAGGUUUUUGGUGCUCCCAUGGGUCCAGGCGGAAACUCAGCUGGUGGUCACAUGAUGCCUGGCAACAGCCCGGGCAUGAACUCCCCUCAGUUCAUGAGCCAGCAGGGCUACCCCGAGCCCAACAAGGGCUUCAUGCAGCAGGGCAUGUACGGGCGCCCCAGCGGGGGAUACCCGGCCGGGCCUGGAUAUGGGGGCAGUUACCCGAAUAAUGGAGGGGGUUCUCUCGGGAUGCCGCCCCACGGAGUCCGCCCGCCCACCGACUUCACCCAAGCGGCUGCCGCAGCUGCCGUGGCCGCAGCCGCUGCCACAGCCACGGCCACUGCCACAGCAACUGUCGCUGCGAUACAGGAAAAGCAAAACCAGGAGCUGAACUACGGGCCUAUGGGUGGUGCUUCCUCUUACAACACCCAGUUCCUGUCGCACUCCGGACCCCGGGGCCCGCCCGGCAUGGCCCCCUCUGGAAUGGUCGGCUCCAGACCCCCUUCCAUGGGACCCAUGUACCCACAGCAGGGCCAGAGGUUGCCGCAGCAUCCCGUCUACCCUGGAGGUCAGCAGGGUCCUCCGCGCCACCAGCAGGGCCUGAAACGCCCCUACAACUCUGACGGAUUUCCGGGUCAGCAGUACGGUCCCGGUAUGGGAGGUGGGGGCCCGUACCCAGGCCAGCCCAUGCAGUACCACGGCCCUGGACCACAGCGGUCCGCUCCUUCCCCGUCUUACCCAACCCACCGAAUGCCCCUCCAGCAACCCAAUAUGGGCCAGUAUCCUGCAGGACCAGGAAACCCCAACCAGUACUACAAGCAGGCGGACCAGUUUAAUGGACAGGGCAACAGCCACAGCAGUCUGUCCUCAGGAGUUUCGGGAGCCGGGUACAGCACCUUCAACCAAGCCGCUGUCAACGGGCCCGGACGUGCGAUGCCAGGAUACCCCAGCUCUCCUCUCCCAGGAAACCCCACUCCUCCCAUGACACCCGGGAGUUCGAUGACCCCAUAUUUGUCCCCUGGCCAAGACGUCAAGUCACCCUUCCUCCAUGACGUCAAGCCCAACAUUAACUCUUUGCAGCCCCCUACAGGAAACCCCAGUGAUGACCUGCGCCUGACCUUCCCUGUACGGGACGGGGUGGUGUUGGAGCCCUUUAGAUUGGAGCACAACCUGGCUGUUAGCAACCACGUCUUCCAGCUGCGAGACUCCGUGUAUAAGACCCUUAUGAUGAGGCCUGACCUGGAGCUGCAGUUUAAGUGCUAUCACCAUGAAGACCGGCAGAUGAACACCAACUGGCCGGCAUCGGUGCAGGUGAGCGUCAAUGCCACCCCUCUCACCAUCGAGCGCGGGGACAACAAGACCUCCCACAAACCCCUUUACCUGAAGCAAGUGUGCCAGCCGGGACGCAACACCAUCCAAAUAACGGUCACGGCCUGCUGCUGUUCUCAUCUGUUCGUGCUGCAGCUGGUUCACAGGCCGUCUGUGCGCUCCGUGCUUCAGGGUCUGAUGAAGAAGAGGCUCCUUCCAGCGGAGCACUGUGUCACUAAGAUUAAGAGGAACUUCAGUAGCGGUACCAUCCCAGGAACUCCCGGCCUUAAUGGCGAGGAUGGUGUGGAACAGACAGCCAUCAAGGUAUCGCUCAAGUGUCCGAUCACCUUCCGACGCAUCCAGCUUCCUGCCAGGGGCCACGACUGCAGACAUAUACAGUGCUUCGACCUGGAAUCGUACCUGCAGCUCAACUGUGAGAGAGGAACUUGGCGUUGUCCUGUGUGCAAUAAAACAGCCCUUCUGGAGGGGCUAGAAGUGGACCAGUACAUGUUGGGCAUUCUGAUCUACAUCCAGAAUUCGGACUAUGAGGAGAUCACCAUUGAUCCGGUGUGCAGCUGGAAGCCAGUCCCGGUGAAACCAGACCUACACAUUAAAGAGGACCCAGAUGGCCCUGCCCUGAAACGCUGUCGCACCUUGAGCCCUAGUCAUAUGAUCUUGCCCAGCGUCAUGGAGAUGAUUGCAGCUUUAGGCCCGGCCUCCUCGCCUUACCAGUCUAUGCCACAAGGUGGCAGCAGCAGCACGCCUGAUUAUCCCAGCCAAGGUGGCUCAGGAUAUUCCAACCAACCAGGCUUCUCAGAUUUCCCCAAUGCCCCCGGCACACCGACCCUGGGGGAGUUUGCCUCUGGGCCGCCCCCUCUCUCCUACCAGUCUGACCUGCCGAGUGGCCUCCUUACCCCUGAAAAACCUGUGGGACACCCGAUGUCAGGACAGAUGCCCCAUUCUAGUCGCAUGGACCCUUCCCACAAUCCCCUUCAACAGCAGCAGCAGCAACAACAGCAGCAGCAGCAACAGCAGCAUCAACCUCUCCAUGGUAACUCCAACAUGGGUGGCCCCGGUGGACCCAUGCACUCCCGCAACUCCUCCCAGAACCCCCGGAUGCACACAGACAGCUUUGGGCUGGGGGGCCCCGGGGGACCCGGCGAUGUUUCGGAGCCGGCCCUUGAUCUUCUCCCAGAGCUGACAAACCCAGAUGAGUUGCUGUCCUACUUGGGUCCUCCAGACCUUCCCAACAACAGUAAUGAUGACCUGCUCUCUCUGUUCGAGAGCAACUGAGCCCCCCCUCGUCCUGCUCAUUCAUCAGUCGCACAUUGCCGUCCAACACACAGCCUCCCUGACCCCUCACACUCCCGGCUCAUCGAGGGGAGCUUUGGGAAGCCUAACAGAUAUCCGAUUGCGUCUUGGCACUGUUUCCUCCUGAGACUGGAAUGCAGUGACUCAUGGGAAGGUGCAACGAAGAUCUUUUUUUUUUGUUUUACUUUUCCUCCUGUGACAAUGUUACUGUUUGUCUGCUUCUCUGAACUCGGUCGAGAUUUUAUUGUGAAUUUCAGUUUGAAAGAGUUCCCUCUCUUCUCUCGAAUCAUUUGUAGAAAGACUCCUCAUCUCACAUCAGACUCGUGUGGUGUAAAUGACAUUGUGUGGGGUGGGUCAUUGUUUGUUUGUUUUUUUCAUUGCAGCUCCUGUUUUAAAUCUAAAUUAGAUGAGGAAUUCACUUCAGUGCUGAUCUAAAGUACUACACUUCAGAAAUCACACGGGGAAAGCCAAAGUGUCUCUGUUGUAACUUGAAGAAAACAAACACGGAUAAACAUAAUUCUCUUAAUAAACAGGCAGACUUAUGUUUUUUUUCUUUUUCUGCCCAAAGAAGACCACAAACUAGCUCCAUGUGAUGUAACAUGGUUUUAAACCACAAAUGACUUGAUCUUAAGUGAAUUUUACUUGAAGACCUCAAGUGUAGCCUUUUUCCUUUUAAACGUGCUAAUAGAGGCAAUCACAAUGUGUCAGACCUUAAACAGUAGCAUUAAAGAAGUGCACUAUUACAUUUUGCACACCACACCAAGCCCUUCAAGAGUUACCGUAUUUGCCUACACACGAAGGAAAUUGAAGGCAGAGUCUUCUUUUGUGACACGCGCACAUCUCAAGCCACACUAUGUGUGUGUUUUGGCACAAACUCUGACUAAUUUUAUGCCACACCCUGCGCUCUGUUUUCGUCUGUCUCGUUAGUUUCAUUCCCCCUCAGUGUUCUUUUUAAAAAAUGGUCUUCCUCCCCUGUGGGCUUAUGGCCACGAGGUCUGGAUUUCUAGCAUUAUUAAAAAAAAAAAAAGGACUAGUAUCCUUGAUCGUCGUCGGCUCAAAUCACACCCUCACUUGCUGACACAUUUCACUCGCCCUUAAAUAUGCAAGUUUGGGCUGUUAUUUGGUAGAAAAUCAGUUUUCUUUGUCAACAAAAUGUGUGAAGCUUUGAAACCAGACAGAGCACAAGCAGCCCAGUAGCACCUUGUAGACAGGUUAUAAAACACACAAAUGCACACAAAGACAUUUUUUGGACUAACACCUUCCCGUGGUGAGAUUUUGCUCGGACAAUUCUGGGUGGGUGGGAGCGUCACAACAGGAAAUGGACUAAUGUUUAUAGCCGCUCUCAUACUUGAGGAGGAAAACAUUGGGAUUCAUGUGAAAUAUGUACAGAUAUAGUAUUAUUAUUGUCGCAGAUGUGAACUUUCUCUUAACCCCAUAUGGAAAAAAGGACAUUUUAAACACUAUGACAAGAGCUCAUGUCAGACAUGCGCUUCAUUCCCCCCGUUUUCCAUUCAGAGCUCGCUUUCUCGGCGUGGAGGGGAGAUGAGUCUGCUGUCGAUUCCUGUCUUGUCUGAUUUUAUUAUUUAUCAUUGCUCUUUGGGCACCGUUAGCGAAGUGCAGUUUGUAUAUUAACAAUACAGGGAGCAUCAGGAGUCGUCGGAUGUGCUUUUGUUCUUUUUUUCGUUUGUUUGAAGUCAUUUGUGUAUCAUACAAUUUUAUCUUUGAUUAUAUAAUAAUUGUUAUUAUAAUUAUAAAGAUAAUCGAUGGGCCUGUAUGCAUCUCUCUUCUGUGUUAACUAGCAGAGUUUAUGAAUUUGUUAGAAAGAGAAAAAAAAAUGAAUUCACCAUCAAAAUCUGUGACCAUGAUCAUGAAAAACUGAGAAACCAGCAUCACUUGUUGAUCAAACUGUUCAAAAAGAUGUUUGACUGUCAUGUGUUGGUGGAUCAUUAAGUUCUAUCAAUUGAAUUAAACAUGUACAAUUGAAAUCGAUUUGUUUUUCUAAAGAUGUGAAAUAUUUCCAUUAUGUUUUAUAAGUAAAGACUUAAGCCCCA
Messenger RNA from Onychostoma macrolepis, 5711 nucleotides. RefSeq names its product zinc finger, MIZ-type containing 2 (gene zmiz2). The record is from RefSeq and is a predicted model, not a curated record. Gene Ontology annotation, molecular function: zinc ion binding; SUMO ligase activity. The transcript has 19 exons. NCBI's taxonomy places the organism in Eukaryota, Metazoa, Chordata, Actinopteri, Cypriniformes, Cyprinidae. Gene Ontology annotation, biological process: protein sumoylation; regulation of transcription by RNA polymerase II. Bases 901 to 3642 code for a protein of 913 amino acids.